Messenger RNA from Linum trigynum, 321 nucleotides. NCBI's taxonomy places the organism in Eukaryota, Viridiplantae, Streptophyta, Magnoliopsida, Malpighiales, Linaceae. The record is from the annotation of a GenBank genome assembly.
AUGGAAUCCUCGUCCGAAGAUGAUAGUCAAGGCGGUGACGGCACCGAUUCCGGGUCGAAUCAAAAGAGGGAGCUUGCCAUUUGUACGGUGUGUGCUUCCAUAUUAGUUGUCUCAGGGUCGAAUCGGUCAUGGGCUCCCGCGUUGGCCAUUGAAGAGGGGCAAUUGAAAAGUGAAUAUAGUCAUUUUGUUGUAUGUGAAAAGGGUUAUGCCACCCUAAUUACAGCUGGAUUGAAUGACAAGGGUUCUGCCAUUGGUGAUGGUAAAUCAAGCUCCACGGCGUCGGCUUCCAUAAAUCAAGCUCCACGGCAUCGGCUUCCAUAA